GCUGAAGAGGUGCUACGUCUCCGGCUCGGCCUGCGAGGACCUGGCCGCCGCCCUGGUGGCCAACAAGAGCCUGGUGAGGAUGGACUUGAGCGGCAACCGCCUUGGGCUGCGGGGCCUGAAACUGCUGUGCGAGGGGCUCCAGUUGAAGAUUUGCCAGCUCACUGCUGCGGCCUGUGAAGACCUGGCCUCCACUCUCAGUGUCAAUCAGAGCCUGAGAGAGCUGGACUUGAGCCUCAAUGACCUGGGGGACCCCGGGGUGCAGCUGCUGUGUGUGGGGCUCAGCCACCCCACAUGCAAACUUCAGACUCUCCGGUUGGACAGCUGCAGCCUCACAGCCAAAGCAUGCGAGCCUCUUUCCUGCAUCCUGGAGGUCAACCAGACCCUGACUGAGCUCCAUCUGACCAAUAACGCCCUGAGGGACCCUGGCGUCCGGCUGCUGUGCAAGAGGUUGGGUCAUCCAGGCUGCAAACUGCGAGUCCUCUGGUGA
Orycteropus afer afer is the source of this 487-nucleotide messenger RNA. RefSeq names its product NACHT, LRR and PYD domains-containing protein 12-like. NCBI's taxonomy places the organism in Eukaryota, Metazoa, Chordata, Mammalia, Tubulidentata, Orycteropodidae. The transcript has 3 exons. The record is from RefSeq and is a predicted model, not a curated record. Gene Ontology annotation, biological process: regulation of inflammatory response. The annotation marks the transcript as partial. Gene Ontology annotation, cellular component: cytoplasm. Gene Ontology annotation, molecular function: protein binding.